AUGGAUUAUAAAGUACAAAGUGUUCAGGACAUGGAGUCUGGGCUCACCAAAGGCAAACAGUACUCGCCUACCGAUGAGAACCCCUCUUCGGAACCCCUCAUGCUGGACAAGAAGUUUUUUGACGACAAACAAAGUAUCAAGCCAUGGUUGCACUCACAGUUGGAACCCCGUGGCAUCAACAUUGUCAUCGAGCGGUCGGACGAUACCAAGAUCGUUUUCAAGUGCAAAAAUACACACACCUUCAAUACUAGCACCAGUUUCAGUACCUCAAAGGCCCAGAAAAACGGGUCCAAAGAGUCGGCUAGGAAGAACAAGACGUUGUGUCCGUUCAGGAUCCGUGCCAACUACUCGCUGAGAGCCAAGAAGUGGUCCAUCGUGGUGGUGAACGACCAACACAACCACGCACUAUACCCGGCUACCAUCUCGCGCACCGACUCGGACUCGAAACUGGGCCCCGGCUCUCGGGUGCAAAAGCCGGUGUUUUCUGCUCCUUCGAUGAAUAAACGGCCCAACUUUGGGCCUACAAACUCGCUGUUGAUGGCUGCGCAGCUGCAGCCCGUGUCGGCGCCCAAAUUCCAGUUGCCGUUGCCGACGAACUUUGGCCAAAUGCACCAGUCGCCUGCGCAUGGCGGGCUUGUGGAGUCGCUGAGCUCCAAGAGCUCGUCGUCGUCAUCGUCGCCGCAGAUGUCGUACUCGGAGAGCGACACAAGCGGGGCCAAGGACGCGAAGGCCGGCUCGGCCACGCAACAACAACAGCAACGGCUGAGCGUGCUGCACAUCGAGAUCAACAACCUGCUGCUGCACCUCAACACCUCUGCCAGUCUCUCGGACGCCAACAAGGAGGAGACGUAUUUCCGGAUCAUCUCCACGCUCAAAGACACGUUAAAGCAACCUAAUACACAUCAGUUUUCGCCAACCUCUGGAACAACAACGCCGUCGCACCCCCGCUCGCAAACCUCCCUGUACAACUAUACUACCAACAGCGAGAAGGUGCUGUUGCCGUCGCUCACCAACUCUUUGCAAGGAACGUUGCAGUCGAUCAGGUCGCCAAAUGGUGUUGUUGGUGUCAAUGGGACGUAUAAUCAGUAUUACAUAUGA
Molecule: messenger RNA, 1098 nt
Organism: Ogataea philodendri
Lineage: Eukaryota; Fungi; Ascomycota; Pichiomycetes; Pichiales; Pichiaceae
Exons: 1
Coding region: 1-1098 (365 amino acids)
Molecular function (GO): DNA-binding transcription factor activity, RNA polymerase II-specific
Source: RefSeq, a predicted model, not a curated record